GGAACGGCACUUCGGCGCAAAAACCGUCUAUAAUCCUAUAUACGCAAAUUUCCAUUCGCGACGUCGGUAUCGCAGCGAACUCGGCGUCCUCGGUGAACAGUUUGAGCAGGCUCGCGUGUGAAUCGCUGGCGUUUCGCAACGGGUGGUGGUGGUGUAGAACUGUGUAGAUUGCAUAUGUGUGUAGAACCGUAAGCACGGAACCACGGGCAACCGCAAGUAGAAAACUUGGACAAAUCCUUGGAAAAGGUAGAAUCGCAGCUACCCGAAGAACAGACAGUUCACCCCUCGCCUCGAUCAUGCUCGCAGCAAGGCGCGCUUUAAUCUCCAGCACGAUCAAGGAUGUCUUCGCGAGGUCGAAGCAUUCACUUCCGGAUCUGCCGUACGACUACAAGGCUCUGGAACCGAUUAUAUCCAGCGAGAUCAUGGAGCUUCAUCAUUCCAAGCAUCAUGCUACCUACGUUAACAAUUUGAACGUAGCCGAGGAGAAAAUGCGGGAGGCAGUCGCAAAAGGCGACGUCAAUACACAAAUCGCCCUGGGCCCAGCUAUCAAGUUCAACGGCGGUGGUCAUCUUAAUCAUUCGAUCUUCUGGUGCAACCUCUCGCCCAAUGGUAGCAAUCCGGAUGCUGCCCUUGCGCAACAAAUCAGCAAAGACUUCGGCAGUUUAGAGGAAAUGAAGAAACGCUUGUCCGAGAUGACCGUGGCGAUUCAGGGCUCUGGCUGGGGUUGGCUCGGUUACGAUCAGAAAGCCAAGUCGCUGAGGCUAGCGACCUGUGCGAAUCAAGAUCCCCUGCAAGCCACGACCGGUCUCGUUCCUCUCUUCGGCAUCGACGUGUGGGAACACGCCUAUUAUUUGCAAUAUAAGAACGUGCGACCCGUUUACGUGCAAGCAAUCUUCGACAUCAUUAACUGGCAGGAUAUAAACGCACGCUUCAAAAGCGCCACUAGUUGUUAAGGGGGUUAAGUCUGUUUAGCAUUUAAGUCUGUUUUUCAGAUAUUGAAAUGUCGCUUAGAGUGACACUUUUACUAGGACCAAUAGAUAUCAUCGGGAACUUUUGACGCACUUAAUUCGCCUGUGAUUUCAUAUGCUUUUCUUUUUCUACGCUGUAUCCGAAGUGACUACAAUCGAAUGACGAGUAAAAUGUAAAAAGUACAAGAAUGUAAAGGUACACUUAUUUAGAACCUUAUCCUUAACAUAAAACGAAAGUCUGUUUUUAUCUUACAAUUAAUAGUGAUAAAUAAAAGAGACAUGCAGCUCCAAAA
Temnothorax curvispinosus is the source of this 1261-nucleotide messenger RNA. RefSeq names its product superoxide dismutase [Mn], mitochondrial-like. Gene Ontology annotation, biological process: superoxide metabolic process. Gene Ontology annotation, molecular function: metal ion binding; superoxide dismutase activity. The record is from RefSeq and is a predicted model, not a curated record. The transcript has 3 exons. Gene Ontology annotation, cellular component: mitochondrion. Bases 297 to 953 code for a protein of 218 amino acids. NCBI's taxonomy places the organism in Eukaryota, Metazoa, Arthropoda, Insecta, Hymenoptera, Formicidae.